UGCUUCCCUGUUGUUAAAUUCUUUUUUGCCAGUUAUAAUAAGGCUGAAUUCACACAGUUGUAGUGUGGCACUCUGGUCAGGACCAAAAGAUACUAGGUGGUGUGGGAUGGUAUGGGAUGGUUUCUUUGUUUGCUUGACAAGUUACACUAAGUGCACAAUUUAACAUGUCUGAAAAGGAGUGGGAAGAAGCAGAGUUUAUUUAAUCCUACCAUUUGUCCAUGGCUAUUACUGAUAAUUCAUUCACACCAUCAACUUUACAUGUUGACACUUACACUUGCUUAUUUGAUCAUUUACAUUUUGUUCACUUCCUGUAUGAAAAGAAGGAGUUCAAAUAAUAACACUAUAAAGCUUGUGCAGUGUUAAGGAAAAUUAAGAACUAAACAUUGCUAAAAUAAGAUUAAAAUUUCAUAAAAGUGAUAAAAUAGGAGUCAAUUCUUCAUCAAAAUUUAAAAAAGAGACAUUAAAUUUGUGAGCGGAUCAAAUAAUGCUCAGUAAAACUCACGCCUCGAUUAGAUCGUAUAUGUGACGUGUACAUUGUGUGAUGAAACUUGCAUAUUCAAUCAAGUGAGGAAGAUGUAGAUAGAUUUUUAGUUUGAUGGUCAAUGUAGCUGUUGAACUUGUGUGUGAGCAAGUGUACAAUGUACAAGAAAGAGGCUAGAUGUGUUGUAAGAGUGUACCCACGCUGUCAUGAUACAUAUCAAGUUGUGUAACGACGGGCGUGUGAGGGCUGACAUUGUCUCACACAUUCAGUGGCAGUUGCGUAAGUUGUCGAACACUCGUGUUGUUGGUUGUCAAGUACAAAAGGAGAAAUGGAUUUUGUUUGGCAUUCAGAGACCCACAAUGUGACGUCAUGACAAAUAUGGUCAUACAGGAAGCCCUGAUAUUGCAGUUUGAGGCAUGCAGGGUUUGGACUAUAUAUUAUCUGUAGAUUUCCUCAAGCACAUGUAAUGUGACAAUAAAUUAUCAUAAAGUGCAGUAAUAGUGCAGUUUCUUUGUUCUGUUCUGUCAAAGGUUGCAAUUUAUACAAAACACUUAACAUUUGGAGAUUUUUCGACAUUUCCCAUUAAAUAAAGCAUGGAUCUUAAUGACAAAAUUUAGGCAUAUGCAUGUGACGUCAACUCCAUGUGUCACCAAGGCAACGCUAUCCUCCUUGGCCUAGGAAGUACAGCUGAUAAGCAACACGUCACAGUGGAGGAUUGCAGACGAAACAUGAAACAUGUCAAGGUAAAAUGCCAUCUAAUAUACCUAAAAACCAACCCAUGUCUGAAUAUAAGAAACUAAACCUAUAUCCAAUAAGAAGACAAAAUGAACCUAUUGGAGCGAUCCUCCUUAUUACAAGCCAGUGUACCAUUUGCCAUUUUAAGAUGACUGUACGUGUUGAAACGUCAACACUGAUAUUAUCAGUUAGUGUUAGUGCUGGACGCUGUGUCCUUGUAUAUGAACCCUCAUUAGUGUGUUAACGCUGACAUGGCGGCUGUGUGUGUGUGUUCAUGUGUGGCUGUGUUCAACCAGUCUGUCUGCCUGGGUGGUGCUCUCGUGGUCUCCCACUGUGAGCAUGGAAGCAGGCAGAGGUGACUUUUAUUAUUAUUAUUAUUAUUAUUAUUAUUAUUAUUAUGAUCUGUCAGUCUCUCAGUGUACCCAAAAGGCUGACUCAUGGUAUGCCACACACACAUGCGUGGUCCCACACAGAGUCCUACAUACAGUAUGAGAGGCGGAGAAGAGCCAUCUGGAGCAGGGACACAGUCUCCUACGACUACACAAGCUGGAAUGCAUGCUUAAUUUUGUCUUUAGUUUUUAAAUGACGCAAGAGAGCUGCUAAAUGUACAGUAUAUACAGUAUUUUAUGAUAACUUGUCAAGCGAGUAUACUAUAGAAUUGAAAUUUCGAUAUAACUUGUACAGCUUGUAUAGCUGUAUAGAUUUUAUUAUCCACUGAAAAAGAUUCAUCACGCAGCCAUUAUGGUCUAAAUAGCUGGCAACACAAGUGAGUGAGUUUAGAGUGAGCGCCAUUGUUAUCAAGCACUGCCUUAUGGGCUCUGGCCAGUUACUGGAAUCCUCUUCUACUCCUCCAUGAUGACAUAAAUGGUGGAGCUGGUGUAUGUUAUACACCUUUUAUUCCUCCCCAUUUCCUUCCUUCUACUUGAGGAUGCCCCACAGGUGCUCAGUUGGGUUCAGGUCUGGAGGAGACAUACAGUACUUGGCCACUCUGAAGCUCAGCAAGGCACUUGUCAUCUUGGAGCUGUGUUUGGACUCCUUGUCACGUCGGAAAACUGCCAUGCGGCCCAGUUUUGGCUUCACAAUAUCCCAGUACAUCAGAUGUAUGCUGUCCUCAAAUGACAGCUCCCCCAUGCUGGUGGCACUCAGGCAGCCUCAGACCAUGUUGUUACCACCACCAUGCCUGACUGCAGGCAUGACACAAUUUGAUACAACUUGAUAUAUUACUUACAGUAUAUGGCCAGCUAUUUAGGCAAUAAUGUCUGGCUCUUGAGUCAUUUUUAGUUGAUAGUAAAUCUAUAUUAUACUAUGUAAUACUUUGUGUAGUAUUAUCCCUUGACAAGAUACAGUAUACUUGCUUGCUGGAAUGGAUACUUCUAUAUAUGUGUAUGUUUAGGGAACUGAGCACCCCUCCGCCCAACCCCACGCCACUCCACCCCCACGUACACAUCAAUACAAGAGUGCUAACCAUGCACCAGUUGUCACAUCCUGCACCACACAUUUGGACCCCCCAGAUCCAUGCUUUGGCAUCCUUUGUUGUAUGUGACAUGUGUUUAAUAUCUUCUUAUACAUGGUCUGUGAGCGUGUGGGAGAGUCAUGUCCCACCCGUUCCCACAUCUGUCAAUCAUCAAGGCUCUUCCUGUUCCCUUUGCAGGGCUAAUGGUCCCCGCCUGCACUUAAAUGAAGUGUGAUAACAGUAAUGUCAAUGAAUGUCACAAAGGCACACAUUCAAGCUGUUUGAAUGAGAUGUUUAUUGUGAUAUAGACAGUACCUGCACACAAGCAUUCACCUUUAUUGUGAAUACAUGACAAUGUACUGCUUAUUGAACUGUCAGUACCACUUGACAAUAGACUCCAUUGGACCCUGGUGGCACACACUUCACUGCUCAUCACUACAACAACACUUCUGUUAUCAGUGAGCAACUUGUUGUGAUGUGAGGCAACACAGUGUUCUCAUUAUAUUUGUCUUGUUGUUGUGGUUCAGCUAGCCCAAAAUAACCUGUGUGAGCUUGUAUUCUUUGUCAUCUUCUUGCCAUCAUCCGUGACACACACACUCCCAUUCUCCCUGCGGCAGCUAAUUUUGCCUCCCGUUGUCUCACUGAGCCAGGACUUUCUAAAAAUAGCCACUGUGUGUUUACACAGUCGCUUUGUCCGGUUUUGCUUUUUUAUUACUGACCGCAAAAAUGGCCACGUUGGACAGAAAAGCCUGGAUGUUUUUGGCCUGUGUAAGAACCACGUUUUGGGUUUUAGAACUUCUGUAUUGCACAGAAAACACACUUAUCGGGAGGUGGAAGUCUCAGUAAUAAGACCACUACACUGCUUCGUUAUCACUGUCCAUUUCAUAAGCGCAGAACCUUUGGGAUGAUGGUUGCGACAGUGGAACAGCUAAGACUAAGCAUGCUGCCAAUGUUGGUUGGCAUUUUUCCCCUGUCUCAGCAUUUUACCAUGUCUACAUUAACUUCCAUGAUAGCUUUCCUUUUCUUUGAUGCACCGCCGUCAGAAGCGUGUGCUUUGCACUUGGGAGACAUAACGAAGAGCAAAAAGUUAAUAAAAAAAGAACAAAAGUGACAUUUUCCUUCUUCAAUGUAGCUACCUGGGACUAUGGACAAUCAUCCCUUGCUACGUCGUGGUUCAAAAAUCGCUCCCUCACUCACGUUAAAAAAAAAAAAUCACUGUUUCGUGGUUGAGUACAGCCCAUUAUUAGUAAAAAAAAAAAAAAAAAAAAAAAAAAGCAUAUAUAUUCAGCAUUUUCAAGCAUAAAAUGGCUAAAUGACUAACUAAAUGAACUAAAAUACAAAUACACGACAGAAGAAGCAUUCUAAUUGUGAAUGUAGUGUUCUACAUUGGCCACAGGGGUGCCAUUCUUCAGUGAGACAGGCCCUAGACUCGUCACUAAGGUUCCCUACGGAACCUUGGCUUUAUUUACAUCUUAAAUGGAAUAUUUACUCUUAUUUUGUCUACUAUAUUGGGCAAUAUAGUAGAGUGUAAAUCCAUUAAAAGCCACAAUUCCAGAAAAAAACAACAAGGAACUGCUAACGGGUGAGUCUUAUUUGUGUCUAAUAUGUCUUAUUUUCUCUUAUUGGAUAAUACAAACGUGAAGGGGACUACAUGGUGUUAUUUCAUGUCUUGACGGCUCUCAUAAAGUUAAAACCGUAUUCAGAAGAUCAUAAACUGGUUUUCUAUGCCAUAACUACGAAAAUAUUUGCAUUUAUUAAUAUUGAAUCCUACUUUCACUUAUCGCACUCGGGUCUGGAGCCAGUUAACCGCGAUAAAUGAGGGACUACUGUAUUAUUCAGCCUACGUAUUAUUCCGCCACGCGCAUGUAACUAUUUUUUUUUUUUUGUACAGUAUUAGUAAUUUUUAGAAGUGCAUCGUAACCAUGAAAUGUCAUCACAUGAAACGCCAUAAACCGAGGAACGCUUGUACUAAGAAGAUUAGCGUCUUCGCCUCAUUCAUGGUGACCCCUGGUCAUCUUCUUUAGAGUUCUAAAAUAUUGGUGGACCAGCCAGGACACCUCUCAUGUUGUGCUAGGCGGUAGGCGCAAAUGUUGCCAUUUAAAGUUGUUUGUCGCACAUUAGAAUGAUCUGACAGCGUUUGUGCGAAGACAUGAUGGGGAACACUGGCUAAUUUUAUUAGCAUUUAGCACAGUGAUUGAUUGGCUUGACUUAUUUUGCUGACAAAUACACACAAAAUACACAAAUGCAAUUACCACUGCCUCUUGUGGCUUAAAGGUCAAUUACAAUUUCCACCGUUAGGGAGCAUUUGAGCCCUUUGCAAUUAUUCCCUGCUGUUUGUUUAUGAAAGCUGCUUUAUAAAAUGAAUUCAGUAAUGUAUAUGUGUGUAUGUAUUGUGUAUGAGUGCAUUUCAACACACUAAAAAUAAUAUACAUGUGGGAUAAUUGCUGAGUGGGUACAUCUAAAUAUAACAACGCCGUCUAAAAAUAGAUCGUCACAUGGAAAUAUGCUGGCUAAGUGUCCAAGCAGAAGGCACAGGAGUACACGUGUGCAAGGAGAGUGUGUGUGAAGAGGUGUCAGGUGGGCGGUUCUGGUACUGGGAGUCGUGAUGCGGUCUGACUCGGUCCCACUGUGCGCUGUCAGGGAAUUCCGGGGCCGUGGGGUGACGUCAGCGUGUGCGUGCGUGGCUGUGUCCCUUUAAAAAGUGAGCGAAGCGUAACCUGAUCCGUGCGUGGCUCUAGUGUGAGAAGAGCUCGACGCGGAGGAACAUCCCGGCACUCAGGCGGCCAGCUGACCGAAGCACACGCGGAAUACUAGACUCCUAGUCGGCCACCUUCUGGCAUUUUGUCCCGGUGAAGCACGGCGCUCCUUUUAGGGAUUGUCAAGCUGCUUUUCUCGGGGAAUUCAUUUACCAAAUUGCGGAUAUAAGGACUGUAAACACCUCUAAGGAACCGGAUACACUGUUUGGAUUGGAUACUUUUCCUUAAGAGCGUGUCCACGAGACCCCCGAGAGAUGACAGGCAGACGAAGCUGAGGCGCAACGCGACUGUCAAUCAGUAAAGUUGGUGCUGCUCUGGAAGUCACCUGGCUUGUGGGUCAGUGGCGCUGAAGACAGAGGAGUGGGACAGUCAAGAUUUUGAAAGUGUUGGAGUGAGGCCCUCUCUGUGGCGCAGUGGAGGGCUUCACAGGCACAGCUAGUUUGGCUGGAUGCAUCACGCAGUAGAGCAGUUUGGCGGCCGUGGCACACGGGAUUCCUUCCCUCUGGAUGGAAUCAACCGGGGACCGUGGACUCCCGUGGGCAGCCGCGCCUGGCAGCCACCUGGCAGGUGUUUGCCUGGAAUGAACCAACACCAGCUCCUUCCCCAUCUACCUCCUGGUCCAAUCAAUGGACUUAACCAGCCCAGUAAAUUCUUUAAUAAUGGGCCUAUGCGAGGAGGAGGCGGGGGGGAGAAGCUCGAUCUCCCACAGCCAAUGUUGCAGAGGGAGCAGCCGAGACCUCAUCCACUUCAUCCUCCUCCCCCCCACCGGGCGUGGGAGCAACUGGGCCAGCUGUAUGAAUCCCACCAUCCUCCUCAAGGACAUCCUAACUUGCCUCUUCCUGACCACUCACUUCGCCUCUAUAAUGGUGGCUAUGUGGGAGGCGGUGGAGCCCCGCCUAAUCUGCAUCUCCCCCCCAGCAGGCCUAACCAACCUCUGAAGUUUGGGGGUCCUCAGGAGCACCUUGCUCCUCGGGGGCCGCCACUACUGGGAGACGAGAUGUGGGCUCAGGUGCACCAGCAGCAGAGAGCCCACCCUGGCAAAAUGCCCGGGGCUCAGCUGAAGAGACCGGCCUCCCUGCUGGGCGAGCACUCUGUCAUCCAGCACACUCCCCUGCCAUCCAUGCACCCGUCCACCCGCUCAGCCACAGAGGACUGUCCCAGCCCGAGCAAGAGGAAAAAGAGCUCAGAUCAGGUACACCAUCAGGCUCACCAGCGCUUCCCAGGACACAGCCAGGUUUUGUUAUCCCAGCCCCAUCACCCUCCUCCUAAACCAGCCUUCUGGAGCCCCCUUCACAAGGACAGCAGCACCUGGCAGCCUCAGAGUUCUGAUCGCAAGAACCUGCCAAUGCAAGACUUCCUAGCAAAAACUGAGGUCCAUAAACAAGCAUUAGGAAGCUACCCCCAUAAGUUGUCCCCUGCCAUGUCCACUCAACCCACAGUGUCGCCUCCUCUGAACUCGUCGCCUCCUAGCUACAACCAGGGAUGUGCACCUCCACUGCAGAGAGACCCCUUCCACCCUCAGUCUCCUCACUCCUCCUACCGCAGUCCCACAUCCAAGCCUAGUCCUGCUCCCUCCUGCCAGGGCAUGGAGCCCCAUAGUCAGAGAGGUCCUCAAGGCGGUGGCUUGGCACCCUCUCAGCUGCCAUCGACCCCGAGCAGAGGGGACAGAGAUCUGCAACGGCGCACGCAGUCGUCACCAGCAAACCCCCCAGCCAGCAACAGCAGUGUGCCUUACAGCCACUUUCAGCCUCACCCAGGACUCGGCCACCAUGGCCCCCCUGCACCUCCACCUCCUCCCACCAGCGCCUCCUCAGUACCUCAGCAGAGUGGGCCCUAUGAGGUGUGGAGGUGUCAGACCAGGCCCAGCGGUCAGCCCCUGGAGUCGGCCAUCUCCAGACGUCCAGGACUGCUACCUCAGCACCAGCAGAGCCACAAUCAGCCUAAGACUCACAUCAGCUCCACACGGACCCCCGUCAUCACUCCCAAUUUACCCCAUUCUGCUUGCUCCGCCGGUAACCACGGAAACAGCACGUCGUCUUUGUUUUCCCCAGGACCCCCCAGGACAGGCGACGACGUCAUUAGCAGCAGUGGGUCAAAGCCUCCUUCAAGGUCUCCUGUGUACUACAACGCUCCUCCUCCUCCUCAUCCUCAAGUUUUGACCUCUUCUCAGACAUACUCCCCAACACACAUUGCUCCCACUGUGGCCCCCCGGCACACCCAGUCCAUCGAGGAGGCUCUGGACAAGCUGGACGCAGAGCUGGAGGGCCACAUGCGAGCCGAGGAGAGCAGGAGGAGGAGGGACAGGGAGGACGAAGAGAGGCGCAGGAGAGAGCAGGAAGAAGAGAGGAAGAGAAGAGAGCAGGAGAAGAGGGAGGAGGAGGAGAGGAAAAAGCAAGAAGAGGAAGAGAGGAGGAGGCGGAGAGAGUGGGAGCUGCAAGAGAGGAAGAGGAGGCAAGAGGAGGAGGAGAGGAAAAGGAGGGAAGUGGAGAGGCUGCAGGAGGAGGAGAGGAAGAGGAGGGAGUGGGAGAAGCAGGAGCGGGAAAGGAAGAGGAGAGAGUGGGAAAGGCAGGAGGAAGAGAAGAAGAGGAGAGAGUGGGAAAGGCAGGAGGAGGAGAAGAGGAGGAGAGAGUGGGAAAGGCAGGAGGAAGAGAAGAAGAGGAGAGAGUGGGAAAGGCAGGAGGAGGAGAAGAGGAGGAGACAGUGGGAAAGGCAGGAGGAAGAGAAGAAGAGGAGAGAGUGGGAAAGGCAGGAGGAGGAAAAGAGGAGGAAGGAAGCAGAAGAGCGGAAGCAAAGAGAGAGAAAGCAAGAGGAGGAGGAAAAGAGGAGAAAAGAGGAGCUGAUGACAACAAAAGCCAAGGAGCAGAAUUCCAUGAAAAACCUGCAAAUACUUCUGUGUGGCCCCCCAGCUGCUGCUCCUCCAGCCACCGCCUCCUCACAGACCUCACCUCCUUACCCGUGGCUGAGCCGUGGCGGCACUCCCUGCCAGGCGCCCGAUAGCGGCACUCCUCUAGGAAGACUCCGGCCGCCUCCACUGACACCACAGACGGACUUUGCCCGUGAGAAGCAGAGGCAGCGGGACAUGUGGGGUAGCCCCCGCCCCACACACACUACCUCAGGGAUGAAUAAACCCCCCACCCUUGCCACAUCACACCAGUCCAAAGACCCAACGGGUGCUCUUCCGACGCUCCGAGAGCCGCCCAAACUCUAUCCGGCUUUUCCUAGAGACAACUUGCCGCCCUCUACUCUGACAGCACACCCCACCAAGACUUCACUCUACAAGGAGUCAGCUGACGGCUCAGACAGUUCUCCCUUUGAGGAAGAGACCUCUGAGUUGUCCACACUGCUCCCAGACGGCCUGGCCAACAUCAUGGCCAUGCUGGAUGAGUCCAUCCAGAAGGAAGAGGAGAUGUACCUAUGCGCCCCACCCCUCCUUCCGGCGCUCAAACACCAGGAAGACUUUGGAGCCAAUCAGCCUCACGCCAGCCCCCCCGUGCUCAGCCGCCAAGGCUCGCUGGCAUCCCCCUGCAGCCGCACGUCUUCCCUCAACGAGGACGAGGACGACUGCCUGAAAGCCUGCCCCCCUGACAUGGGAAUGGGGAACAGCAGCUACCGCCACAGUGACCUGGCCAAACUUUAUGGCCUUCCUGAGCAGGUCAAAAGUGAGCCCGAUGACGAUGAUGAGGAUUCUGAGACCCCGUCGUGCUCCCCACCACCUCAAAGGCCCCACCUCCACCAGACGGGGGUCAACAGUAUGUUCAAGUCUCUGGCAACGGUCUUGGAGAGCCAGAAGUAUGCCUACCGAGGCGGACCUUUCGGGAGGCCGCCGCCAUCGGCUCUUGUCGGAGUCAAAUAUUCCUCGUCGCUGUCGUUGGGUCCGGAUAUUUGCCGCCAGCAGCAGGGUGGCUCUCCGACGUCCGAUUCCACCAAUACCCCUUUCAGUCCAGCGGCCCCACCUCCAAAGUCUUCACCACCUUCUCGGCUUGAAGACAGGAAUGGAAACGUGGAGUGCGCUAGUGUGGAGCAAAAUGGGGAAACUGAGAACACAGCCUGUUCUGUCAAGGAGGGGCAUCGUUUGACCACCAUCUCAGAGUCGUCGCUGGCAGAGCUGGCAGACAGCUGCCAGGUCAUGCUCGCUCGAACACCACUCCUCAAUGUGGAAAAAGAUGCACGGCCCGGGAAAGUGGAAGGUGGACACAAGACCGAGAAGGUGAAGGAGCGACACAAGGACAGAGAGAGGGAGAAAGAGAAGAAGAGGAAACACGAAGAUAGGAAAGAGAGGAAGAAGCACAGAGAAAAGAGGGACGAGGUAGCCUUCUCUUCAUCCUCGUCUUCACAUUCUAGCAGCAGUCACAAGAAGCACCGGGAGGGAAAGAGCCACAAGGACAAGAAGGACCGGCGGAUUCUUUGCGACCUCAUCCUCCAGAGCAAAGACGGCUUGGGAAAGAACCGUAAUCACGACUCCGAUAAAAAGAGGCGCAAGGAUACUGCUGGUACGGCCUCCUCUAGCGAGGGUGAGCAUGCCGAGUGGCGGUCGAAAAAAGGCGCCCAAUCCGGCUCCUCGCUUGAUUCCACCAACUUGCUGAGGCUGAAGGCGCUGUCGGACGGGCCCCCGAAGGAGCUGAAGAUCCGGCUGAUCAAAGUGGAGAGCGGCGACCGAGAGACCUUUAUCGCCUCUGAGGUGGAGGACAAGAGGAUCCCCUUGGAAGACAUCAGCAUCAGCAACUCUGCCGCUGAAAUCAUCUGCUCUUGCAAGGGCGCCCGAGUGAAAGGGAAGUUCAGGGAAUCUUACCUUCUACCGGCUUUCUCUGUUAAGCCAAUCAUGGCGUCCGAGGAGCACAUUCCAAGCGAGAAACUCAAUCCGCCAACUCCCAGCAUCUAUCUGGAGAGCAAGAGGGACGCCUUCUCCCCUGUACUGCUGCAGUUCUGUACUGACCCAAAGAAUCCUGUCACAGUCAUCAGAGGCCUGGCUGGAUCUCUGCGGCUCAACUUGGGCUUGUUUUCUACAAAGUCUCUGGUGGAGGCCAACGCAGAGCAGGCGGUGGAGGUGAGGACUCAGGUGCAGCAGCCAGCCGACGAGAACUGGGACCCCAGUGGGACAGGCCAGACGUGGCCUUGCGAGAGCAGCCGCUCACAUACCACCAUUGCUAAGUACGCUCAGUACCAGGCUUCCAGCUUCCAGGAGAGCCUGCAGGAGGAGAAAGGCAGUGACGAGGAGGAUGAAGAAGAUGACAAGAAGCCAUCCAGCAGCUUGGAAGCACUGAGUAAAGACAACACAAAAGACAGUAGCAGCGGUGACCAGAAAGCAGUUGGCAAGAUCAUUAAAUUUGGCACCAACAUUGACCUCUCAGACCCCAAGAGGUGGAAGCCCCAGCUGCAGGAAUUGCAGAAGCUGCCAGCGUUCAUGCGCGUGGCAUCCAGUGGGAACAUGCUGAGCCAUGUGGGACACACCAUCCUGGGCAUGAACACUGUCCAGCUAUACAUGAAGGUUCCAGGCAGCAGAACGCCAGGCCACCAAGAGAACAACAACUUUUGCUCCGUGAACAUCAACAUUGGCCCUGGAGACUGCGAGUGGUUCUCUGUGCACGAGAACUACUGGCAUGCCAUCAAUGACUUCUGUGAGAAGCAUGGGGUGGAUUAUUUGACGGGCUCCUGGUGGCCUGUGUUGGAGGACCUCUACAACGCCAAAAUCCCAGUGUACCGUUUCAUCCAGAGGCCAGGAGACUUGGUGUGGAUCAAUGCUGGGACCGUUCACUGGGUACAGGCGGUGGGCUGGUGCAACAACAUUGCAUGGAAUGUGGGACCGCUCAAUGCUUACCAGUACCAGCUGGCCCUGGAGAGAUUUGAGUGGAAUGAAGUCAAGAAGGUGAAGUCCAUUGUCCCCAUGAUUCACGUGUCUUGGAAUGUGGCCCGAACACUCAAGAUCACUGACCCAGACACCUACAAGAUGAUCAAACACUGUCUGUUGCAGUCCAUGAAGCACAUCCAGAUCCUACGUGACCAACUGGUGUCUAAAGGCAAGAAGAUCUCCUACCAGAGCAGAGUCAAGGACGAGCCCGCCUACUACUGCAACGAAUGCGACGUGGAGGUGUUCAAUUUGUUGUUUGUGACGAGUGAGAGUAGCAGCAAGAAGUCAUACGUGGUGCACUGUGAAGACUGUGCACACGAGCGCAGUCCCAACCUGAACAGCGUGGUGGUGCUGGAGCAAUAUUCAAUGGAGGAGCUCAUGAGCACUUACGACUCCUUCAGCCUGGCCUCAUCAUCCUCCUCCUCACGGUGACACCACUUCCUUCUCGCACGUCCUCAGCCACAACCAAAACUCCUGCAAGUCAGGACAAAAAGUUAGCUUAUUUAAGAUUUGGUGUUGUUGUUUUUGUACUACUGCUAAAACUUGCCGGACAGCCAGUUGAAUUUGUUUACGCCCUCUUACUGUUUACAAAUAAACACACAGCAAGCCGCCAAUCAAACUUCAGUUUACUCUCAGAUGGUGCUUUGUCUUGAAUACUGAACUUUGUACAUUUUUUGUGGUGUGCUGUCUUUUUUUCUUUUUUAAAUCAAAUAAUUUAUUGUUUUUUUCCUAAACUAGAUAUAUAUACCACAUUGGCCUUGUCACUUGUAUUUAGAAAAGAGCAAAUGAAAAAAUACUAACAGAGAUAUGGAGUUUUUUCUAAAGCAUUAAGAAUUUUAAAAUUUACAUUUGUUUGGAAUGAUUCAAGACAUACGGGUUUUAAUGACUUUUUUGUAGGGGGAGGGGCGAUAAUUUGUCUGUGUUGUAAAAAUUUGUGUUUUUUAUGAAUUCUACAUUUAUCUCUCCUGGAAAUGAUUAACAUUCAAUUGUUAAACUAUCAGGGUUUUUUUCCCCAAAAUUCAUCUGGUGCUGAUUGCAAAUUGUACAUUUAAUUUAAAAGCAUUCCCUCUAUUUAUUGGAUAUCAAGGUCCUCCCUAUUUUGACAGGGUUGUACACACUUCUCAUUUUUGAUGGUGCUUGCCAAUAACAUAAAAAACAUGUUAUGUUUAUGUCCAAAAUAAUGCCACAUUUUCCUGUAGACUAGAAACACACUGCUCACCUAAUUUGUAUGCUGAUUAAUUAAGGGGAUUACUUUUUUCCCCCCCAAAGGUUUUGAGAAAUUGCCAUUUCUUUUGAUCACGUAGGAGAUUGUAAUAAUUUUAUGAUAUAAUCUGUUGCAUACGAUAAUGGGAUAGAUGGUGCUAAAAGUUCUUUUUUUUGAGAAAUCUAUUUUUCCUGUUGCAAUAUUACAUUUUUUCCUUCUUUGUGCUCAUCUAUUUAUAAGUGCACUGUUUAGAGAGUUCUCACACACACACACAGACACACACACACACCAAACUGAGCCAGACAUGUCUUAAAACACUUUGUGAAUUUGUGUGACAUUACUAUGACUUAUUAAUAAACCUACAAGACUUGUA
Messenger RNA from Dunckerocampus dactyliophorus (ringed pipefish), 12847 nucleotides. RefSeq names its product lysine-specific demethylase 6B-like. Lineage: Eukaryota; Metazoa; Chordata; Actinopteri; Syngnathiformes; Syngnathidae. Gene Ontology annotation, molecular function: RNA polymerase II cis-regulatory region sequence-specific DNA binding; chromatin DNA binding; histone H3K27me2/H3K27me3 demethylase activity. The transcript has 23 exons. Gene Ontology annotation, biological process: heart development; regulation of gene expression. Bases 5874 to 11702 code for a protein of 1942 amino acids. The record is from RefSeq and is a predicted model, not a curated record. Gene Ontology annotation, cellular component: MLL3/4 complex.